Sclerotinia trifoliorum is the source of this 1048-nucleotide messenger RNA. Lineage: Eukaryota; Fungi; Ascomycota; Leotiomycetes; Helotiales; Sclerotiniaceae. The record is from the annotation of a GenBank genome assembly.
AUGACAGGAUCAGCUCUUACAACAUUGAACCUUGAUGGUCUCCCAAAAAUUGCAGAAGGGAAAGUUCGAAAUCUCUAUGAGAUCGACGAGAAGACUCUCCUGUUCGUCGCAUCAGAUCGCAUUUCAGCUUAUGACGUGAUUAUGAAAAAUGUAUGCCUUCCCUCUUCUACUAUUUCAUCAUAGCUUACAAUAUGCAUAGGGCAUUCCCUCGAAAGGCGCUCUUCUCACUCUCCUUUCUGCACAUUGGUUUGAGGUUCUCACUACGUUGAUCCCCGAUCUCAAAACUCACUUCCUUACUCUCUCCAUUCCCUCCUCCCUCUCCUCAUCCCAGCACAACCUUCUCCGGAAUCGAUCUAUGCAAGUCCGCAAACUCAAGAUCUUCCCCAUUGAAGCCAUCGUACGAGGUUACAUAACCGGUUCCGCCUGGAAAGAAUAUCAAAAGUCAUCUACUGUCCACGGAAUCCAAAUCCCCGCAGGCCUGCGAAACUCUGAAGCCUUCCCCCAAGGAGCUAUCUAUACCCCUUCUACCAAAGCGGAAGCUGGGGAAAAUGAUGAGAAUAUUCAUCCUUCAAAGGCAGCCGAGAUCGUGGGCGAGAAGUAUGCGCAGCGCAUCGAAGAUUUGGCAAUCAAGCUAUACACUACUGCCCGAGAUUAUGCUGCUGAACGAGGCAUUAUCAUCGCGGAUACCAAAUUUGAGUUUGGAUUGGAUGAGGAGACCGACGAGGUAGUCCUCGUAGAUGAGGUUUUAACGCCAGACUCGAGUAGAUUCUGGCCUGCAUUCAAAUACGAGGUUGGAAAGGAGCAAGAAAGUUAUGAUAAACAGUUCUUGAGGAACUGGUUGACGAAAGAGGGGCUUAAAGGCAAACAAGGAGUUGCAAUGCCAGAUGAGAUUAUGUCACAAACUGCCGAAAAGUACCGAGAGGCAUUUGAGAAAUUGACCGGCAGAAAAUGGGAAGACGCCCUGAAAGAAGGCGAGACUAAAUGAGUGUAUCAUAUGAAUAAAUAGGAAGCAAUAGAGCAAUGAGGUAUACCCCGACGAGAUCUUUUG